Messenger RNA from Phytophthora sojae, 2691 nucleotides. RefSeq lists its product as hypothetical. The record is from RefSeq and is a predicted model, not a curated record. Gene Ontology annotation, biological process: proton transmembrane transport. Gene Ontology annotation, cellular component: membrane. Gene Ontology annotation, molecular function: antiporter activity. Lineage: Eukaryota; Oomycota; Peronosporomycetes; Peronosporales; Peronosporaceae. The coding region runs from base 1 to 2691 and encodes 896 amino acids. The transcript is spliced from 2 exons.
AUGAGUUCCUUGAAGAACCGCGUCGUUGGGCUACACCCAAGCGCGUUUCCACUCGUGUUAUUUCUCGUUGUGGUUUGCUCGUUCCAGGUCGCCUCGGGUCAUCCAACUCUGCGCGACAACGAUGCUGUUAACGGUCAAGUUGACGCCACUAUCCGUCGAUUAAGCGGUGCCACCGGGGACGAGGACAAAACCGUGCCCUUCAACUCGUGGAACAACACCAUCGACACCCUCCGCUACAGCCUCGCCUUCGUCAUCGUCCUGGUGGCGGCGCACCCGCUCGGACUCUUCUUCCCCAAGUUUUUUAAGCUGCCUCUCAUCACGGGCUACCUGGUCAUCGGCAUCAUCGCCGGACCGUUCGUGACCAACCUGCUGACGGAUGGCCUCGUGAAUAUGUUGUCGAGCUACGUGAGCGCUCUGGCGCUGUCGUUCAUCUCGUUCCAGGCUGGCCAAGAAAUUUACCUUCCGGAAUUGCGACCGCAGCUCAAGGCUAUCAUGAUUCUGUUGGGUGCUCUUUACGUGACGGCAAUGAUCAUCCUGACGUCCGUGACGCUGCUGGUGGAAAGCGCCUUCUUCUACGACGACCUAGCACUGAGCUGUCAGUUGGGUAUUGCGCUCAUGUUCGGGUCCAUCUCGGUGCUAGGCUCGCCUGCGACCGUGAUGGCUAUCAAAAUUGAACUAGACAGCGUUGGCCCCUUUACAAGCUUGAUGCUGGGCGCUACAAUGACGGCGGAGUUCGUCGUGCUAGUGUCGUUCUCGAUCUCGCGUAUCGUGUGCUCCAUCUACUGCGCCAAGCUGGACGUGUCGAUGCUGAACCUCAUGUACACGAUGAGUAUCGUCGGAGCCAACGUGCUGGUGGGCGUUAUCCUGGCCGGCGUGACGAUCCUAAUUUUCAAAAUUCCGGGAGGAGAGCACCACCACCACGAUGAGCAUCACGGAGCUGACCACGGCGACGCAAGACCCGGAUCAACCUACUACGACCAGAAGACGGGCGACAAACUUUCGGCUUCAAACCCGGAUAUGACGCCGCACCCUCACAACGGCGCGGACGAGUGCACUGCGGACGAGUUGCAACACGAUUCGGUGCUGUCGCCCAACGCUUCUCUGGCGCUGAAGGGCUUCAUUUGGCUGACAAUGGGGUAUGUGUUCUACAUCUCUACCUCUACGGUUGCCAAGGCAACCGCUGCAGCCUACGGUCUCUCGUGGGAGAUCAAGUUUGAGCCGCUGCUCGUGCUCAUGGUCGCUUCGUGUAUCGCCGGACACCAAACUGCCAUCCGUCACGACAUGCACGUGAUCCUCGACACCGCCGCUCCCUACAUGUUCCUGCCGUUCUUCGUCAUGACGGGCGCGGCUCUGAAGCUGGACCAAGUGGUGGCGGCCAUUCCGCUCAUGACGGUGUACGUCUUGCUUCGAUACGUGGCGAUCUUCAUCGCAUGCUACUUCGGAGGUCGCUUCCUGUUGAAGCUCACGCCCCGGCAGUACAACAACUUGUGGUUGACGAUGACACCGCAGGCUGGUGUGGCUUUGGGUUUGGCCAACGAGGUGAAGGCGAUGAGCAGUGAUACUUGGGCUGCCGAGUUCGCGGCGACGAUCGUGGCUGCUGUGGUAGUGAACCAGAUCGUUGGCCCCGUGCUGUGUGCGAUGGGUUUGAGCCGAGCGGGAGAAACCUUGCAAGACCGACUUGCAGAAGGAGACGCGCCUAUGAGUCGACGAUUCUCAACGCCUACCAUGUUCUAUGGCAACGACGACCCGCAAGUGCUGCAGCAUUUUUACAAGGUGCAAAACGCAGUUGUGAUCGGUGACGACGAAGCUGCCUUUGAGAUCGCGCUCAACUUGUCGCUCUACGGAGCGCAAGUCAACGUGCCUCUGCUGGACGAGGAGCGCACCAGCAAGUGGAAGAAGAUGAACGAGACCAUUCUCUCGCGUACCGCCAAGGGCGAGCUCAUCUCGUACAAGAACACCCUCAAGGACCGUGACAACGCGCAGGCCAUGUCGUCGGCGGACGUCCUCAUCUUCACAGGCGACGCCAACCGUACGCGUGAGAACAUUCGCAUGUUGAAGUCGUUGAUGGGCUCGUCGCACCCGCGUAUGAUUGCCUUCGUGCCGGACUGCAAGUUCAGCAAGGAGAUGAAGGAGCAGGGAGUGCUCGUGAUCCAGCCAUCCAUCGCCUUGGCCAACAUAGCAACGCGCAUGGCACUGCUGGACCAGAAGCUGGCUCAGGCUCUUUCGAACGAGACCAGUACGACGAGCGACUUCAGCACGGCCUCGUACUUCUUGCGGGCCGAUAGUGGCCACCGUGAAUCGGUGUCGGAGAUGCAUUUGGCGGGCCGUCGCUUGGCGCUUGGUCGGAGCGUGGUGAACCACCACUCGGUGAACUACGACCGCCUCGCCGAGGCAUUGGCGACUGCGAACUUGCCGUUGCCUCCGCCACCCUCUCGCGUGGCCAUGUUCGGUACAUCUGCUGCCGGCUUCGACCCGUUCCAGCGCGAACGGAGCGGAUCCGAGUUCUUCGUCAUGCUCGACGACCACGACAACGCGGAGGAGAUCGUUCUGAGCGACCACCACGGGCCGUAUGCGUCUCGUGGGAGCUUCAGAGUGAGUUUCCAUGGAGCACCGCGUCAGCUGCGAUCGAGUCGCGUGCGAAUUGGUGGAGGAGGCCGAGGAAAGCGCGUCGGCGGAAACGCGUUCAUGUAG